This is a messenger RNA of Clonostachys solani, 3714 nucleotides long. NCBI's taxonomy places the organism in Eukaryota, Fungi, Ascomycota, Sordariomycetes, Hypocreales, Bionectriaceae. The record is from the annotation of a GenBank genome assembly.
AUGGAGCGUAGUCGUGGGAUACCAGACAAGGAACUCUUCCUCAAGCAAGACGCGCCCGAUAAUGACCCCGAUAGCCCAACCAUCGAGCCGUUGCGCAUCUUCAAACCUCAGUCUCCUACGCCUGUAGAGAAACACUCUACAUAUCACUACCCUGCCCCGCCAUCAUCCACCUCUCCUCCCUCUCGCCCUUCCUUUCCUUUACCUCCUGGCGCCUCGAGCUCUGCUGCACCGCUCCCGUUCCCGGUCGACGACGACGUACGACGACCUUCACCCCUGCAAGCCUACGGUUCUUCUUAUAACGACACGAGUCCUCGCAUAGAGAGCCCUACUGAUAAGAAGCCGGGUCUGGCGGAGCGAAGAGGAACUGCGCCAAAGCCGAUAAGUUCGCCUAUUAGCUCACCAACGAGCCCAGGCGCCGACCAGGAUCUAUUCGCACGGCCACUUCAGCAGCAGCCACGACCAGCCGCAUCAUCUGUUGACUAUCCAACGUACCAGAACCAAACAUACUACCCUCCCCCUGGGGCCGCAUCACAUCCUCCACAGCAACAACACCAACAACAGACGAAUGGUCAGCAAAGACUAUCUGAAGGUGGCGUCAACCGAUUUGCCUCCACCUCAUCGAUAUCUACGACGAGAGCAAGUCGCGGUUCUCCCCCACCUCCAGAAACACCAAUCGUUGAGCCCGGCCAUACCCCUGCUGAUGGUAUCGAAGCUCGGUAUGCGGCAUCUGGUAUAUCUGGAACUGCCACUCUUACCAGCUUACAAGCAUCCCAAGUGCAAAGUGCUGCUGCGUCCCAGAGACUUGCCCAGUACGGAGGUCAGCCGGCCCAACAACAGCAGCAACAGCCUCAGAGGCCAUGGACUCCCACGGAGACUCCAGAUCAAGCUCCAUCAGGACCACCAACAGUCUACCAAGGCUCCAAUGCCAUUGCAAGUCCUCAACCACAACAGGCCCAAUUGGCGCCACAGCAGCCUACUCCACAGCAGCUGGCCCAGCUCCAGCAACAGCAAUCUCAAAACCCCGACAAUCCAGCUCUCCAGGUCAGUGUGCUUGAACAAGACUUUCAGCGCCUGAGUACAAAGACUCCUCCGCCAGCCUACUCGAGUGUCAAUCCUGGUGGCAAAUCAUCCUACCCAAAUGAAAAGCCCGCUGCGCAACAGCAACAGCAACAAGCUCAGCAAGGCCAAUCGUCACAGCAGCAACAGCAGCUACAGGCACAACCACAGUCACAGCCUCAGCAGCAGCAGCAGCAGCAGCAGGCCCAACAAUCCCAACCACAGCAGCAACCACAGCAGCAGCAAGUUCAGGCUGCCGCUGUUGCAACCCAGCCAGUGAGCAACUCAACCCCUGAAAAACAUCCUGUUGCUGUGAUGGCAACCGCAGCAUCUGCUGCCCAGCAUCCUGGGCACCCAGCUUUCGCCAAUGACCCUCGGCCGGAGGAACCUAUUCAAAGUCCCCAACCUGCCGCUGCUGGUCCGUCUAUGUUGUCGACAAUGCCAGCAUCACCGCCACCUCUCCCUGAAGGCUGGAUGGCCCAUCUCGACCAGAACUCUGGUCAGUACUAUUACAUUCAUAUUGCCACCCAGUCAACGCAAUGGGAGUUCCCCAAAGGGCCAAAUCCGAUUUCUCAUGAGCAGGCGCCACUGUCUCCCGGUGCGUCAACGUAUGGGAACCCACUCGUCUCACCCAUGUUUGGUGGGAAGCAAGCCUUGGCUUCUCCCAUGUUCUCACCGCACACUCCCGGUUAUGCAGAGAGUAUCAUGAGCGUCGCACAGUCUCAGGCACCAUCAACUAUUGGGUUUACUGGGCCGCCCCCGAGUGCGGGUGUUGAUAUGUUCCGGAUUCAGCCAACAAACGGAGUGUACUUUGGCCCGUAUUUGAGAUAUGGAAAUAUGGAUCUAGAGAAAGGCCUAUGGCAAGGGAGUAUUCUCCUUGUCAGUGAUUCGCCUCAACCUCCUACCAUUCACCUUCACCUCAGCCACGACCUCUCGCCCAAUCCUCAACUACUGCAACCACACAUCAUUUUCACUCAUCAGCGGUGGUCCUUCCACAAGUAUGAUAUAGAAUUACAGAUGAGCGAGGCCGGGACAGAACGAUGGACCUACGCCGUCACCUCACAUCUGGGCUGCACUCGGUAUGAAUUCGUUGUGGCGGGCAGGCAUGAAACUAAUUGGCGGUUCAUCGCACACUCCGGCAAUGAUUUUGCCAGUACCACCUCACAGAACGACAGAGCUAAGCUCGGUGGCGUUGGUUUUAUGUGGAAAGACGUCCUGCAAAAGAACGUAGACUGCAACGGCUUCCACGUUCAGCUAGGUCUUGGUGACCAAAUCUACGGCGACAGACUUUGGAAAGAGGUGCCUAUUUUAAGACAGUGGCUGGCCCUGAGCGGCAGAGAUAAUAGAAAGAAUGUGCAAUGGACCGCAAGACAUGAGGAGGAUGUGGCUCAUGCCUACUUUCACUACUAUACCAGUCAUUUUGACCAACCCUUCAUGAGGGAAGCUUUUGCUCAAAUCCCCCAUGUUCUGCAGAUCAACGAUCAUGAUAUAUUCGACGGUUUCGGUUCCUACCCUGAUUAUAUGCAAUCAUCACCAAUAUUCAAGAACAUUGGACGGAUUGCAUCCGAGAUGUACCUACUCUUCCAGCAUCACACCACUGCAGAGCUGAUGCGCAAUGUCAGCACGGACAGUGAUGUUUUUACCAUCACUGGAACCGGUUGGCAUUUCGUCAAACAUCUCGGCCCAGCCCUCGUUGCAGUCGGGCCAGAUUGUAGGUCGGAGAGAAGCCAAGCUCGAGUUUUAGCGGGCCCAACGUAUCAGGGCAUCUUCCCCAAAAUCGCAACUCUGCCACCUUCAGUGCAGCACUGUAUCUGGAUGGUGUCGGUCCCGCUCGUGUACCCCAGGCUGGAUACAGUCGAAAGUUUGGCAAAUACCGUAGCUGCGGGUAAAAAGGCUGUCAACACUACGUAUAACAUCCUCGGCAAAGUGACCAGCUCUGUUGCAGGCGUGGUUGGCCAAAAGGACAUGGUUGCCCAGGGCUUUAGCCAUGUGAAGAAAGCCGUUGGCAAAACGGGUCUCAUGGGCAACGUACUAAAUCAGUUUGGUGAACUCGAUAUUCAAGAGGUCCUUAAAGACUUGUGGACUCAUGAGACCAAGGAUCUUGAGAGGACAUACUUCAUUCGAACCCUUCAGGGCAUCUCGCAUCAAAAGGGUAUUCGUAUGACAUUCCUUUCUGGAGAUGUCAGUGCCGCCGGUGCAGGUCUUGUCCAUGAUCCAACUCACCCUGGGGAUCACAAGACAAUGUACCAAAUUAUCACCUCCCCCAUAGUUGCAGCACCUCAAAGCAACUACGUACUAAAGAUGCUGCACAAUCAGAAGACACUUUAUGUUCCUCAAAACGGACAGAAAUCAACGCAUGAGGUUUCAGACACGAAAGAGGACAUGAUGGAGAUUUUCCACAAUGAUGCCAGCGGCACUGCGCGUGAGUUGAAGAAGCUGAUGGGUAGAAGAAAUUAUGUGGCGAUGGUUGCCUAUGAUCCGGAUGCUGCAGCCGCCCUACUUCCAUUUAGCAACAACCCGGCCUUGAACGGUCAACAACAACAAGGUCUAUCUAAGCUCAGCUUAGCAGUAGAUUUUGUGGUCCAGGGGGACGGCGCCUAUACCGCACCUACGAAGUAUGGCCCGGUUAUAAUUCCUCAUCUGGAGUUUGGCCGGUAA